AUGCAAGACCUGCCCAUCGACAAGCCACCAUCUUUCCACGCCUCUCAGCAUGGAGAAGUUCCUAGCGAGGAUGACAUGGGGUUUAAUGACCCCCAAAAUAUCUUGUAUACCAAUUUGCAGGGUGAAGGCCUCCCCGAAAGAUUCAGGGAGCGGCUGGCCGAGCUGGAGCAAAUGCUCCAGCUGACUCACCAGCUUGUCACGAUUCACUGUGGAAUUCAGGUAAAGAGGAGGAAAGAAGAAGGAGUGCUGCCGAGCGACGCUAGCGAAGAGUCUGAGUGGAGGCGGGCUGCGUACCGAGUUAGGGUCAUGGAAACGUACUUCCAGGACGGUAUUUAUCCAUGGUUUGUCAGCCCGGGGCCAUCAACUUGUACUGAAAAUAUCGCGGUCGAGAGAAGCCGGUUUCACUGGGAAUUGCUCACAAAAUGGCUCAUGGGGAUUUUGCUUCCUCGACCAGUUACGACGUCAGUUGAGGCCAUCUUUCAGUCGAUUGGUGAAACCAUCAAAAGCACUAGAAAUACCUCUGAGAACACGCUUUUCUUGGGUAUAUUACAAGUUUUUACAUAUGAUGAGAUACGAGAUGAUCUUCGUACAUCAAUUCGGGGCAUCAAGUAUAAAUUGGAUCAACGAACGCAUGAAAUUGUCCGCAUGAAAAGUAGUCAGACCUCGAUCGAGGCGCUCUUAGCUUAUGACCAAGCUAACUACAUGUUCAACGAGCGAACUUGGCAGAUGAUGAAGCCCGAGGUGGAAAAAUAUAUCCUCGAGACUGGAAUCGGCAAUAUCCGCGAUCCCCCAUCGGUCCCAGUCUAA
Molecule: messenger RNA, 807 nt
Organism: Beauveria bassiana ARSEF 2860
Lineage: Eukaryota; Fungi; Ascomycota; Sordariomycetes; Hypocreales; Cordycipitaceae
Exons: 3
Coding region: 1-807 (268 amino acids)
Source: RefSeq, a predicted model, not a curated record